UGGCCGACUUCAACUUCAAGACAACCACAAAACACAAGGAAGAUUUUCGUGUGCGUCGCCGUACACGACAUGGCCUGUAAAACACGGUCACGUUGUCUUAAUAAACUCUGUGUCUCCAACCUAUCAAAAUGCAAGAUUUGUCCUCCUUCCUCAUAUAUCGCCCGAAAUGUGAACCAACACACGGAGCGUGUACGCACGACAAACUGACAUGAACAUCAUGAAGCUCAUGCACGUGCUUAUUAUGUUAUACCUUGUGAGCAGUGCCGGCGACCUCUGUUAUCAUGCUGUGCAAGCCAGAGUGCGUGUCAAAAACGUGUGCAACAGUCAGCCUUGCCAGAACGGAGGUCAGUGCAUUGAUCUCAGUGAGCCAAGCGGCGUAAAGCGAUUCGAGUGCUCCUGCCUGGAAGGUUUCGAAGGGAUCACUUGCCAGAAGCGGAUAGACCCGUGCGGGAGAGAGCCUUGUCUCAACGGCGGAGUCUGCAUGCCCAAGGGGGAGUACUACCACUGCAUCUGCCCGGAGGAGUUUCAAGAUGGUGGAAGUGGAAGCAGCUGGAGGAACUGCGUCCAGUAUCCGUGACAUGCUCAUUGUACUCAUCGUGUUCUUGGUUCUUCUGCUGAUCGUCCUCGCCUUGAUGUGCCUACAUUGCUGGAGAGUUUACAACCGGCGCUCGGACUUCAAAGCCAUGCGGGAGCAACGUCAGGCAGCGGGAGAGGAGGACACAGGCUGUGCGCCUGGUUGGCUGGACACCAGCAACACUCUGUGCUACGAGUUCUUCUGUUGUCAGAGAAAACCUCAAGGAGAGGAGAGGAACUCCUUGACAAAUGUGUCGGGCAUCAUUUUGCCUCUUCGUGAGUACGAGAAAUUGCUGAGAGAUAAAGGCAAACAUCGAAGCAUAUCGUCCACGUUUUCCAAAAUGAGUUCUCGGCCUUUUAGAAAGUCACACAGGGUGGAAGAAAGACUUUCGCACGAAGAACUAACAGCACAAGAGAGUGGGGGAGAUGAAGAGGAGGGGAGGGAGAAGGAAGAGGAAAAGGAGGAGGGGGAGAAAGAGCAACUUCUUCCGUACGUAGAAUCUAGACGCUCGCCAGAGAAAAACUCCAACCACAAGGUGUCGUCAGCUGGCAAAAUGACCGAGCUUGUCUCCAGGCACAAUCCACAUUCGUCGUACCCGGAGCGAUCGACUCGAUCGAGGAGCAGCAAAAGAGCAGCCUCACGGGGGCCCCAGCACAAAUCUUCAUCUCGCCAGCACAGUCGUGGGGAGCAGCUCAGUCGCGUUCUCAGUCGACCUCACUCCAGUUCUGAUGAGAGUGAGGAGCUAGAGAUCAAGGGACAGGGAGGAACGUGGCCAGCCUCAAACAACCACGUCCAUCUCAGGGAAGAUAGUGGAAAGAUGCCGAGUCGUGUGAGGUCUUACAGUGGCGAUGACGAUCAAAAAUAUGAACAAAAUGAAGUGACAAGCCCUCAAGGACGAGCUGCUGGGACGCACACAAAUAGAAGCGAUAGAAUCUUUCCAAAAUAUAGAAGUGAAGUUACGAUGGGUAUGUAUAGAGACUACCCCAGACUUAAGGCACAGAGAGAUAAUAUCCUGUUGAGAACACAGAGUGACACAGUCUAUAAACAACACCCAAGGAAAGAACAUUCAACAAUAAUAACGACCAGGGACGACCCCACGACACACACAUUUGUAGAUCAUUUAAGGCUCGAAGAACAAAAAGGAAACAACAUGCUGCAAAGACAUAGACGGGACGAUGGGGGAGAAAAUUACGCGGAGCAGAGAAGAAUGAAUGAAGAUUCGGAUAGUAAUGCAACGCAACACUAUGUAGACAGUGCUACAGCGAAAAACCAGAGAGAAAGCGCCAGGUUGCAGGUUUAUGAAGAUCAUUCACAAGACUUACGGGACUACCCUCCAAUGAGAAGCGAGAGGAGUAACGUCAUGCCGCAGACGUAUAGUGAUGAAUUUGCGCCAGUUUCCCGUUCACAAGUGUCUGGAUAUGUCUCUCCAAUCCAUCACUUGCUUGUAGGCUCGCCAAGAGUAACCGUUGAGGACACGGGGCGGAGUGCGGGAGGUCGGCCCGAGCCACGGCGGAUUGUUGGCUCUGUCCGUGACGUCGAUCAUUUAGCAGACAACCACCGACUUCCGCCUGAGAACGACCCCAAUUCUCAGCGCAGCCACCUCCAGCCUACUCAAGUACGCGAGAUGACACAUGACUCUGUGCAGACGGAAGAUAGAGGCAAGUACCGAGAAGACCGCGGAUACGCCGAGGAAUACAAUCCUGGGCAUCACAAUCACCCAGGUUUUCCGCACCGGUCAGACGGCAAUGACUCUCGCCUGACUUACGGGGCCAGUCUCGACGGCGGGCGAUCCACUCGCCUCUCUCACCUUAGAAACUCUUUUGCUGGACUAGGUCAGCAACAGUCGGUGCCUGUACAUCACGUGACUUUUCCUCCUUCCGGACACUUAGCUUUACAGUCCAGUUCAGUCCAAGGACUGAACCGAGAAGCACCCGGUAUACUACAUGAACACUCUAGCUUUACACCACGGCAGACGGUACAAUCCGGUCGUUCCGCUACAAGUGGAUUGUACCGAGACACUUCCACUGGUAUGUACAGAGAACCUUCUCACCUUGAACUCGCCUCUGACAGCCGGGGAGAAAGUUACGAUAUUCCUGUAGGAAAACAACUCCCCCAGCCACAGACGAGUGGAUCAUCUGUUCCUACCUUAGACGGCUCGUCCUUCUCGCAGAGAGAUCAUGUUCGUGCCUCGUCGCCUCGAUGGCACUCGCACAACCCUCGCGAACAAUACACGCUCGACGAGACUCCACGGCGAACCUACGAUGAUAUGCCAUACCAAGGUGGGAUACUGGCGCCCCCUCGUGUCUCCAGGACAGUGCCUAAUGUCUCAGUCUCGUAUCACCAAAACACUCGAGGUAGCAGUCGCCUGUCCCAUGAACCGUCGAAAGCUUCCACACUGCGACUGCCUGAUUCCUACAGCAGACACAGUGAUGCGUCACUGCACACGAUACAGGGCACGCGGAGAGAAGUGAUGACACGCUAUCCACACAGUGGUGAGGUCUUGGCGUCCGAGUCUGUAGGUUCGUCCCCAGACGGGCAGUCAGGGGACAGUGAGGAACCCCCUGCUGGCGACACGGGCUUGUGGGAGAGUAAUCAAAGCAGACAGACGGAGAUGGAUCAGGCUCAUCAGCGGUAUCCUAGAAACCGAGAGGACAGGAACGGUUGUAGGACCUAUGCUAGAUAUCUAAUGAGUCGCCAGCAUCCACAGCAGAAGAGGGAGAGGAGGGCAGUCAGGGAGACCGUAGACAACCUUGAGUUUGAUGAUAGACAUAUGAGAAAGUCUGUCACUUUUGACAGCAGCGGUGUGCUCGAAGUUUUGUCAGAGGAUGACGUCAGCGACGACACCCAGAACACUUCCGCGGAGAGCGACAGCGCAGACAAUGAUAAGAACAAUAGUGAUGAUGACGCCAGAAGCGUUGGGGAGUCCGAAUGCGGUUCAGAGAGGAGCGACGAUGUCGACAUUGACGAUGACGAUGAGGAAGAUGAGAACCAGGCCUAUGACGACGACGGUUACGCCUCCACCACGGGAAGACUGUCGGAGAGCGACGCCGGCGGACGUAGUCGAGACCCGCAGAGUCUACACGCCUACUCUGAGCGCGCCUCCCGUAGACACACACACACGCCCAGGUCGGAGAGGAACAUCACAGACCACGCCAGCCCGCGCAGAAGGUUGAGCUACAGUAACAGGCAUUCGGUUUCACAGCCCUAUCUCUCGGGGAAACGCCGAGCUGGGAGGCAGUCCAAUUCCUCUCUGUUCUGGGGGACACGAAGACGAGAUAAUUCAACAGAAGAGGAAGACCAGGAAGAGGGAGGAGAAAGAGAGAGAAAUUAUAUUCGAACUCGCGUAGAACGCGACAAGACGGGUCCGGUAAUAUACCGCAACACACGAAUGAGACACCCACGAGAAAUUAAGUCGGCUGACAAAGCGCAUACGAAAGGUACCCAGAGGGAGAAGGUAACCCCAAAGAAAUUCAUACGCCGUGGAGAUUUGUUCCGAAACUGUAAACGCCACCUAGGGCAGCCACCAAAGGCUGCACAAGAGAUACACCAAGUCUGUCCCAAAGAUGUGUUGUUAGAAGGCAACGGCUCUCAGAACAGAGGAAUUCUGAAGAAUACUGGACCCCGAGUGCCCCGUAGCUCCCUGGUAGGCUCGAAACAUGCAGAAGAGAAAGUAACGGUGGUCACUGGAGAGCACCCGCAAACCGCCCAUAAAUCCCGUCAGCCAUCGGGGGUCAUUAAGUACUUGGACAACCAUAGCAGCUCAUGCCUGAAGGGAGUAGACAGUUGUCAUCAAGGCUGCUCUGUAAUCCCGGCCUUGAGAUAUACGCGUGGGCAUGUUAUCUCCUCCACCACCAAGCAGAAAAUGGGUACACACAAAAUCUCAACGCCUCAAGACCAUCAGCAUUACAGCAGCAACAGCAAGAAUGACACGCGAAGUGUGAAAACAAAAUCCUACCCACGCCACCCAAGGGCACGUUAUAUGUGUCAAUAAUGGCAGAGCACAACGCGCGUUUCGAAAAGGGAACAAAACUUAACACGUGUCAACAAGAGGUGGCACAUACAGAACAUAAGCCCAUAAGGCAUCGACAGCAGGACGAACUAAUGGUCAAUAGUAGAAAAGUUUGAAAGUUGUGUUGAUACAUAAUAAUUAUUAUUUAUCAUUGUCGGCUCAAUCCACGUUCCGACUUGAGAUACACGUAGUUACAGAAUACAUGUACUUUUAAAGCCUCUUCGCUCAAAGCGUACAUUAUUCCCUCACAAACUAAUGGUCGGAUAGGUCCACAUUUUCAUAGGCCUUUUUUCAUAACGUUUGGUCACUUUGAGAGGUGGUAACAAAGUUGUUUAGGGAAAAAAACCCACAGAGGAAGAGAAAUUUUAAUAACCGAGAAGUUCUUGUACAUGCAACAAAAGAAUAGAGGAACACAUGGCGACUGCCCUUUUUCUAAUGCUCAUGAAAGAUUCGAAAAAGUGUAAUUACAUGUAGGCCUAUAUGCUUGAAACAAUGGAAAACAAUUUAAAGUACUGUACAUGGACCUCUGUGUAAACAAGCAGACUUGGUAUUUUUUUUUAUAUUUCUAAUGGAGAGAAAGUGAGUGUACUCCCACGUCGAUGAGCUGUUUUUGCAGCGCCAGUGAGGAAACUAAUAUGUGUCAGGACGCGUGGAAUCAGGUGCUCGAUAAUUUUGCGGCAUAUGGGGCUAUCAUGGUAUCAUUUUAUAGCAUAAUAAUUUGCUUGCGGAUAAAAAAUACCCAUCUAUCUCUAUGUCUA
Messenger RNA from Aplysia californica (California sea hare), 5341 nucleotides. RefSeq lists its product as uncharacterized. The record is from RefSeq and is a predicted model, not a curated record. Lineage: Eukaryota; Metazoa; Mollusca; Gastropoda; Aplysiida; Aplysiidae. Gene Ontology annotation, molecular function: calcium ion binding.